Messenger RNA from Brassica oleracea var. oleracea, 537 nucleotides. Its product is annotated as costars family protein ST45-2. The record is from RefSeq and is a predicted model, not a curated record. Lineage: Eukaryota; Viridiplantae; Streptophyta; Magnoliopsida; Brassicales; Brassicaceae. Gene Ontology annotation, biological process: regulation of actin filament-based process. Bases 155 to 442 code for a protein of 95 amino acids. The transcript is spliced from 2 exons.
GUCCUUUUUUAACAGGAUAGGAGGAGAAGAAACAAUUAUCAUCAGAUCAGAUUCAGACAUAAGUGUUGGUCCGGAGGUGAGAGGAGAAGACAGAUCAUCAUCAUCUGUCAUCGAGCUGAAAGGUCUCUGCUUUGAAUCCCAAAAAGAAGAGAGAAUGAACGUAGAGGAGGAGAUUCAGAAACUUGAGGAAGAGAUCCAUCGUCUUGGUUCUCUCCAGCCUGAUGGCUCUUACAAGGUGACGUUUGGUGUGUUGUUCAAUGACGAUCGAUGUGCCAACAUCUUUGAAGCUUUGGUUGGGACUUUGAGAGCCGCUAAGAAGCGCAAAAUAGUGUCGUUCCCUGGAGAACUCUUGCUCCAAGGCGUUCACGACAAGGUUGAGAUCACUCUCCGACCAUCCCCACCGCCACCUCAAGCUGCUGUCUCCGCUGCCGCCACUUCCUAAGUUCCCCAUUUCCGUUUUGUUUCGUUUUAUCUUCCAAAAAAAAUGUGUAAUGAAAUGAUGAACUCGAAGAUUAAUGAUUGCUUUUACUUCCCUCC